This is a messenger RNA of Habropoda laboriosa, 2067 nucleotides long. RefSeq names its product transmembrane protein 62-like. Bases 1 to 1986 code for a protein of 661 amino acids. The transcript is spliced from 13 exons. Gene Ontology annotation, molecular function: hydrolase activity. NCBI's taxonomy places the organism in Eukaryota, Metazoa, Arthropoda, Insecta, Hymenoptera, Apidae. The record is from RefSeq and is a predicted model, not a curated record.
AUGAAAAUAACGAAAUCCACCGUUAUACUCCUAAUCUUUGUACUGAUGUUAUCGAUAUUUAUGGCAAAUGUCGCUGACUUAAUCAAUGUUGAUAGUCAUGUACUAGAUGAUUCUUUGCUUAACAAAGAAGUGAGGAAAGAAUGGUCACAGCCAAAAUUUUACGAUAUCGGAACAUCAUUCAAUCAUUUAAUUUGGUUUCUGCAGGUAUCAGAUAUACACAUAAGUAUAUUUCAAGAUUCAUCUAGGAUAACAGAAUUAAAGGAAUUUUGUAAUAUUACUGUGAAUGCCAUUAAACCUUCUGUUGUGCUUGCUUCAGGUGAUCUCACAGAUGCAAAAGCCAAAGACAAAAUGGGAUCAAAACAAAUAUUAGAAGAAUGGCAAUAUUAUAAACAAGUUUUAGAUGAUACUGAAGUUAGCAAAAAAACAUUAUGGUUAGAUGUAAGAGGCAAUCAUGAUAAUUUCAAUGUACUAACUCUUGAGUCAAAAAAUAAUUAUUACUCGAACUAUUCCAUUCAAGGAAAAAAACAUCCAAGGUCCUACAUGUACACUAUAAAUAUUGGCUCUGAAUUGUAUACAUUCAUUGCAAUAGAUGCAUGCUUAAAACCUGGUCCAAGGAGACCGUUCAAUUUUGUUGGCAUGUUAGAUGAGCACGAAAUUAAUACUAUAUAUACUUUAGUAAAUAAGUCCCAGGAAAAUAAUGCAGAUUUUAUAAUAUGGUUUGGUCAUUACCCUACAUCUUGUAUACUUUCGCAAACUAAUACAGGCAUAAGAAAUAUUAUAGGCAGACAUAAAGAGAGUAUGGUAUAUCUUUGCGGACACUAUCACAUGCUUGGUGGAACAGUGCCUAACAUGUAUACAUUACAACAAGCAGGAUUUCUUGAAUUAGAGUUAGCAGAUUGGAAAGACAACAGAAUGUAUCGUUUAGGAGCAAUAGAUCAUGGUCAAUUUUCUUUCAUUGAUCUACAGCACAAAGAAUGGCCUGUAGUAUUGAUCACAAACCCUAAACAUGCUUUGUACACAAUGCCUAGAAAAGAAAAUAUAAUAUCUGUUAUUAAAUCUACACAUAUUAGGAUAUUGGCAUUCUCCAUAUCAUUAAUAGAAUCUGUUAAAGUUCAAUUGGAUGAUGAAGCUUGGUUUGUAUGUGAACAUGUUAAAGGACCACUGUAUAUUUUAAGAUGGAACACAACUAAUUACAGAGAGGGAAUACACUAUAUUCGAAUAAGAGUCACAGAUGCAGAUGGUAGAGAAACAAUAGUAUAUCAGCCAUUUGCCCUUGACGGAUCACGUUUAUCAUUUCGUGUAUUACCUAGACUUAUACUUAUGUCUAAUGCCAGUAAUAUCUUUCAAUUCCUAUUUGAAAUGAUAUUGAUUUCACUUGUAAUCCCAUUAUGGUUACUUCGUUUUCUCCAUAUAUUGUACGUGAGGAAACAAUUGCAUCGACCAAGACUCAGGAUAAAGUUUUUUCAUUUGUGGCUUAGAAAAUUGUGGGUAUUAUCUACGGUCGACCGUCUGUUUUAUCCAUUAGUACUGUAUGCGUUAUACUUAACAGUUGGUCCAUGGGCUGUUGGUGAAGUAAUUGAAAAUCAAACAGGCGUAAUUUUUGCUUGGGGAACAUUUAUUGGGAAUUCUUUCUUACCUGGUGCCUUUACCUAUGCUUAUGGGUUUUUCCAAUUGUUUUCCUUCCAUCUACCACUAAUGCUAAUCUUAGCUAACAGAGUGGAUAAACGAUUACAAAAUAUUGAGCCAGAUGAUAAGCCAUUAUCUAAGAUUUGCUUUUUCUUACAAUACUUGCCAAUAACAUUGUUAAUUAUAAUGCAAACGUGCAUGGCUUAUUUCUUUUGGUUGGCAUAUGGAACAUUAGCUACUAUAAUAUGCCCUUUACGCACUUGGAGCAUCUUUUUAGCAAUCAUGUUGUGGCAUCAGGUAGAUACAAUGCCACUUUCAUGCUUAAGGUCUGCCGCAAAAGUAUGGUCUCCUAUGCGUUAAUUUAAACAAGAUACAAUAACUUGCUACAAAAUUGAAGCAAAUCCCUACUAUUUAAUUUAUAUAAUUAACAAAUUUUCAUAC